Molecule: messenger RNA, 912 nt
Organism: Chelonoidis abingdonii (Abingdon island giant tortoise)
Lineage: Eukaryota; Metazoa; Chordata; Testudines; Testudinidae
Gene: GARIN2
Product: golgi associated RAB2 interactor family member 2
Cellular component (GO): nucleus
Source: RefSeq, a predicted model, not a curated record
AUGGGAGAUCUUCAAAGAGUUCUUAGCAAAGGAGAAUAUGCCCCCUUCACAUCUGCUCCCAUGUUUGAGAGCAACUUUGUCCAGGUUAAUAGGAGAGGUGAACCAAUUUAUGUUCAUAACCGCCCCAACUGUGUGACUGUAGGCAUCUGUGCAUCCAGCCCCAGCCUAUCACUGCCCAAUGUGAUGCUGCUAGCACACACAGUGCCUACAUCUUCCCAGGAAGCUGUGUCAAAGUCCUGGAAGGCCUCAAAGCAGCCAUCUUCCAUGGAGCAGCUAGUACUCAGCAGGUUCUUCCCCUUGAAGUUUGUGGAGAUCACUGUUCACAAUGCUGAGAAGCGUCGCCUAAAGCUGAAGCUGGCAAGUGGCCGCUCCUUCUACCUGGAGCUCUGUGCCCCACCAGGCAAGCAGUGCCUCCUCUUCCGUCAAUGGUUGCGGCUCAUUUCUCUCUUGAAACUUCCCCAAGACCAGUACAACAAUACUCAAGUCAAUGUAGUGUAUGAGAAUUUUAAUGGGCAGCAAGCUGAGAGAAUGCAAGGCACAAGGAACCAGUCAGACAGCAGGGACACCCAGCUAGAGACUCUGAAUUCUACUGAUAUCUCAGAAUCAGAGAAGGAGGAAGUUGCUAAGCGAGCAUCCUCCAAGCGAGUCACCAUCUCUGGCAUAGUGGGUCCUACUGAAGAGUGUGGCAGCAGCAAGAGAGGACUGGCAGUUGCCUCACGCAGCUCCAUAAUAAAAGAGACCAAAAGAGAUCCCAAACAACAAAGAAAACAUCACCUGAAGGUAAAGAAGAGCAAGAGCACAGAGAGGAAGAAAUCCAGGGAAAAUGUAGCAGAUUAUAAAACAGAAAACAAUUUGCAGGCUUCAGGAAAUCAAAAGAGUGGCAGUAAAUCCGGAGUAAUCUGUUGCAAGUAG